Brassica napus (rape) is the source of this 1069-nucleotide messenger RNA. RefSeq lists its product as uncharacterized. Lineage: Eukaryota; Viridiplantae; Streptophyta; Magnoliopsida; Brassicales; Brassicaceae. The transcript has 2 exons. Bases 318 to 797 code for a protein of 159 amino acids. The record is from RefSeq and is a predicted model, not a curated record.
AAAAAAAAAAACAUUCCUUGGAAGUUACAUAGAUAUUCUUGUAUAACUCUUCUUGAAUAAAUUGUAUAAUUAAUGUGAAAGUAAUAUAAAAUAGAUUGUUUGUCCUACAGUUGAAUUUAUAUAUUUAGGAUUCACGAUCAAACCUCUUUUAAAUAUAAAUAUAAAAUAUCUAAGUAAAUUGGAGGGAGAGAUCUAUGAAUCUUGUUCUAUAAAUAGAGCUGCAAGGGAAGCACUUAACCACAUCCAAAACCAAUAGCAACACAAACAAAAGAAAAUCUACUCUUUAGUUUCAACACUUCAGCUUUAAUAAUCCUAACAUGGCAAUGCUCAUCAAGAACAAAAACAUGGCCUUCUCACUGAUCUUUAUGUGUCUCUUUGUGGUGUAUCCAAUGGCUAACGCUCAAUUUAGUGGGCUUCUUGGCGGGGCUACUGUCGUCAAUAUACAAGGGCUUGUUACGUGCUUUACCAAUGGCAGCGUCUCUACCAAUACCACUUCCAUCCCUCCUUUCGCCGGUGUGCCCGUUUUGCUUCAGUAUGCUGGGCAAAAUGUUACAACUACGACUACGGGAGCUAAUGGAGUAUUCUCGUUUCCUUCCAGUACAGUAUUUCCGAUCUCGCUGCUUUCCACACUCCUUAACUCCGGUUGUAGGGCCAUUGUCACGGCCCCUCUCUCCACAUGCAACGCAAGCCUCCCUACCAACGGACUCCUCAGGGCACCGUUAAAUCUCGCAGGAACCAUCGUUACCGGCGGCAUCAACAUCUUGCAAUUCGUCAAUGGCCUCUUUAGGCUCAUCUAACUGGUUUCAAACCAAGUAUUCCUUCUUGGUUUGGUUACGGUGUGUGUUUCCCUUCUGUUGUUUUAUUUUUUGCUAAGGCCUUCUGUUGGUUUAUGUUUUGCGUCAUGGCCAUUAACGUGUAUGCUAACGUAUGCAUGCAUGAAUAAGGUCUAUAUAAGAAUGCGUAUGUCUCUAUCUUCAAAGUAUUGUGGUUGUAACUUCUUGUCCAGGUCUUAAUUUGCAAUGCAGUGCAUGCAAUGAAAAAUGAAAUAAAAUAAUUUCUCUUAUAGUCU